Mizuhopecten yessoensis (Yesso scallop) is the source of this 4366-nucleotide messenger RNA. RefSeq names its product tissue factor pathway inhibitor-like. The transcript has 4 exons. The coding region runs from base 108 to 848 and encodes 246 amino acids. NCBI's taxonomy places the organism in Eukaryota, Metazoa, Mollusca, Bivalvia, Pectinida, Pectinidae. The record is from RefSeq and is a predicted model, not a curated record. Gene Ontology annotation, molecular function: serine-type endopeptidase inhibitor activity.
GUUGUAUUACUAAUCAGUAUUUUGCCGUCGAUGUGACAUACCUCUACAUAUAGGAAACACAGACGUCCGUUUUGUAAUACUGCUAAUUGUUAUUUGGUAUUUGCAUCAUGCUUGUCCGAGUAGUCGUGAUCGCAUGUCUACUUCAGACUGCCGUAAGUGCGGCAGUGCAAGAGGAAGAGCGCUACUAUUGCCCCACACCUGUUGCACCCGCACACGCCACUUAUAUAGGCACGGAUUACGAGAUGGGCUCAUAUAUAAUAGUAAAAUGCGACCCUGGCUAUUACCUCACAGGAAUGAUGAAGAUUUACUGUAUGGCGUUACCAAACCCAUGGAAAAAAAUGGCUGGGUGGGAUAAUGUCGUUGGGCAAAAUCCGGCAUGCCAUCCAAUGACAGAUAAACAGCAAGAGCGUGAUGAUACUUCUAACGAUAGUACCAAAAAGAUCCUUACCCGGAAGAGCCGUUCACCAGAAUUUCUAGUAGACAUGGGCGAACCCAAGACAGUCAAAGACGACUUCGUUGACCUCUUUGAGGAGGAACCCCAACAGGAGACUGUGCUAACUAUUAAUACCAAAGUGAUGUAUGCUAACGAACUGAAGGAUCGGAAGAAUAACAAAAAGGGAGACUUUGUCAUUACACCACUCAAGUAUAAGUCACACAAAUUCCACGACAAGAAUGGCCAAGCGGCGUGCUCAUUGGAAAAACUCACCGGACCAUGCCGAUCCAGAAAGAUCAGAUACUUUUACAACACCUCCACAGAACAGUGCGAGCAAUUCAUAUAUGGUGGCUGCCGUGGAAACGGUAACAACUUCAUGACGAUGGAGGACUGUGAGAACGCAUGCAGGAAGUAACACAUCGCAAGUUCAUGUCUCGAUUUAAUGACGAUUUGGUUGUCAUUCAUUGGAAUUAAAGUGAACAUAAGUAUAUUGAUAUUGUUAUCAUAUUUCAGGUGGAGGAUUUAGCAAGUUAAAGAGAUAAAUCUGAAUACACCAAUAUGUUGCAUUUUAUAUAACGAUUGCCAUCCGCAAUAUUGACAUUAGUUUGUACUGAGUUGUAAAAAAGGAAGAAUGUUCUAAUGAAGUGAAAUUAUCGCUGUUGUGAUGACGGUUGUUCUAUGAUUUUACAACAAUAUAAAUUAUAUGGUAAUAAUCUAGCAAAAUCGAAUCGAUUAUCCAUUUUGGUACAAACUUUUAUCAUGAAUGAUAAAGAAGAUUUUUUUUUAAUAGUUCAUAGUAAUUAUUAUUCUUACAUAUUAUUAUUCCUUAAACUGGUGCUAUAGGUGAGAUUGAGCUACGAUUGUGCUUCUUCUUAUGUACAAACUAUAUUUCUUGUUAAACUUAGUAAAGUAACUAUUAUUUGUCAGGAUUAGUUCAGUUUUUUUAAAUUGCAUAUUCUUGUUUCCUUGAACGAUAUAUUUUAUAAGUAAGAAUGCUACUCCCUACAAUCUUACAGCCACAUCAAUAUAUAUAUAUUACUUUACACUAUAUAUCAUUUUAAAGAUAUUAGUUUUUGCAUGAUGUGAACUAAGGUCAAAACAUCAUUGCAUUGAUGUAAAAAAAAACAUUUCUGAUCAAUUAUCCUAGUUGUACAAAUUGCCGCACAGUGUCAAACAAAUUAAGAAGAAUUAUCAUGUUUGAUAAUAACGACAUCCAUGUAGGAAAAGUUUGAAUGUGAGGGAGAGAGUUGUUGAGUAUGUAAGGUGGUUAUAGACAAUAGUUUGAUUAAAAUUUAAAAUAAGUUCCUAUCAUACAUGAUAAAUAUAUUAUUACCAGGCAUAUUUGAAUUGAAAGAUUUCUAUCUGGAAUUACGUAAUGUUAGAUGUUAUUAAAGAUAUCUUCCCACAUGUUAAUAACAUUACAUUGCUGACGCUUUUGCAACUAACUAAAAGGACGGAAUUGCAGGGUAAGAUUCUUAAAAUCAAUGUUAUGAGCGCCAAUGUUACAUAAUGAUAGAUAAUUAUGUCGAGGCCAGUAGGUAAGUAAUGACGCUCGAGAAUCUACGUAACUAAUUGGACCAAUUACGAAUUCUGGAAUGUCAACGUACAAACAAAUGCAAUAAAAGUAUUACCAUUGAUAGUUAUGCGCGGAAAAUCCGAGCGCCGAUAACGGACUGUAGCGCAUUAAACCACAAAUAAGUGAUGCAAUCAAUUAAUAGCGAUAUGCAAGACCAAUAUUUGACUUUUUAAAGUAAAAAGUUAAAGAUUUCUACAUGUGUUCCAAGUUAUCCACGCGAUGUAAGAUAGCACAUACCUAUGUUUUAUGUAGUUAUAGAUUUCUUAUUGCACGUUUAAAUAUUCUAUAUAAGAGUUAUAUUUGCAAAAGCUGAUUUUUAGUUAAUAGUGAGCGUGUGUCCAGCUUGAGUAGGACGAACACCUCGCCGCAUGUUCACACGCACGAGAAUUCAUGGCGAUAUUCGAUAGAAAUUCCAUAACUUUCGCUAAUAAUUCCACUUUUUUAAUGCUAAAAGAAAUAUGUUUUUUUGCAAAUAUUUUAAACUGCCACAACCAUACUUGUGUAUAUGUUUGAAACACGAAAAUUGGUAAUAUCAUUGUUAAAAGAAUAUGUGACUACUAGUAACACGUACAUGUAAAUUAUACUUUUAUUUUCAUUCUCGGAUAUAGGGUAAUAUUAUAUCUGGAAUUGUUUGUACCUAAUGGGUACCGUAUAGUUCUUUAGACCUAUGUAUAUAUCUUUAUAGAAUUGUCUGUGCCAAAUUGUACACUACCACAUAUCAUUGUAUCAUAGAGUUUAAUGUUUUCAUAAUCAAUAACAACCGUAACUCAAUUAAAUGAGUUUUAUACAACAAUGCAAAAUCGAUGAUUUUAAUGGGUUUUUUUUAUCUAUAUUCUAAACAGUGUUCAGCUUUUUCACUUGUCAUAUUUGAUAGUUUUCAUCUAUUUGAAAGUGGUUUCUUGUUAUAACAAACACGUGUUAUGUUCUUGAAAAACAGCAUUCUCAUUUGUGAAAACAAGUUUGAAUACUGUUAUUUCAUAUUAUAAUAAAAAUGGUUCUUUACCCCACAGUUUUCCUAUGAAAACAGUGUUACAAUUGCAACAUUGAUAAGCCAAGUUCAAACAAUUAUUUGAAAUUUUCUUCCAUAGUUUUAAGCACAACACAUUUAGUUGUGAAGAUUUUCAUAUUAAAUUCCAACGAGUGAUAUUACAUUUUCAUUUUAUUCUUUCUUAAAACAUCAUUUUCUUUGACUUCCUGCUUCUGUGAUUUGAUAUAUAAUGCCUUAUUAAUAUUUAUCAUAGCUUGCGGAAAGACGACAGUUAAUAAGUGGUAUCCGUCAUACCUUUAGUGACUCAUUUUCCAAUGAAAUAAGUUUCAUACGUUUCAUGUUUACUUUGAAGGUGACAAUGCUAUCAUUGUGGUUUUAAAUGUUUCGAAAACUUCAAAAGAAAAUAAGAUGUAGAAGUGGUGCUGUAAAAUAAAUUAUUAUUUUACUUAAUAUUUAACAUAAGGGAGUGUGUAAUCAUGUAAUGUGUAAAACUGUUCUUCGUUAUUAAUCUGUACCAAAGUUUUUGAGUAAUAUAUUACACAAUAAUUUACCGUCAUGUGUUGAUUAUAUCUAUUAUGCUAUAACAAAUGUAACGAAAUAGGUCUUCUUUCACCAACCAUAUAGUUACUUAGAUAUGAAGGAUACAUUUUGGAACGGCUUUACUUGUAUUAAUGUGGCGCGUGCAUGGUAUGCUGUCAAAUUAAUAAUUCUUGCUGACCAAUGAAAAACGUCGUUAAAUUGCCUGCAUGGUAGAAUAAUUAAAUUCACUGAAGCUAUCUAUGACCGGGGCACUGUACUGAAGUGGUGUUAUUUUCUCAUUUCCAUAUUACUGAUAAUUAAAUAAUAAUUAUUUAUUACCACGUGGCAAUGGGACACAAUAACAUGGUGAUUACAUUUCAAUUAAUAUUAGUGACUGGUAAUUGGCAUUAUAGCAUUAUUUCACUGUUCCUACUUUUACAUGAGUGCGGUUUCUAAUAUUUAGUGUAUGUACUUGAAUUAAAGAAAUUCUAUUAUUCUUGUUUGACAACUUUCAGUACACUAUCGUUUAGCAUUGUGAUAUAUGCAAGUACAUUAUGAACAUUUUGAUGACUGUUAUGUUGGAGAGCGUGUUCCUGAUACAAGCAAUGGAAUUUCAAUUCCAUCUUGUAAUGCAGUUACAAUCCCUUCACUGACAGGCUUUUACGUACACAACUGUGUGCAUCUUAGGCUUAUCAAUGUUACUGUGUAACUAUAGAUGUUACGAUAAACACUUAGGAAGCUUGUGAAUACUGCUGCACAACUGUAACAAGCUGUACUCAACUUUUUGAAGCUUGUUUACGUUACUAUACAAUUGUAGAAAGGACUAAAUAAACUAUUUGAAAAUACAAAA